This is a messenger RNA of Colletotrichum tamarilloi, 198 nucleotides long. RefSeq lists its product as uncharacterized. The record is from RefSeq and is a predicted model, not a curated record. Lineage: Eukaryota; Fungi; Ascomycota; Sordariomycetes; Glomerellales; Glomerellaceae. The transcript is spliced from 2 exons. The coding region runs from base 1 to 198 and encodes 65 amino acids.
AUGCUAUUUCCUGUAAUCUGGCAAUCUGGCAGCUGCUGCCCUGGAGCUUGUCAGCUCCUGUCGCCUGCGCCACACUUCCCACCUCCCGUUUGCCCAAUCGCCAAGCAGACAAAUCGCACAUACCAAGACAAGCCCCCAACCCGAUCCUGUUCCGAUGGUGGCAUUUCGCACCCAAUGGCAGCCAGUCUGUACUUCUAA